UAUUUACUACCCAUUAGAAUAACUGGUCUGUAUUUACUACCCAUUAGAAUAACUGGUCUGUAUUUACUACCCAUUAGAAUAACUGGUCUGUAUUUACUACCCGUUAGAAUAACUGGUCUGUAUUUACUACCCAUUAGAAUAACUGGUCUGUAUUUACUACCCAUUAGAAUAACUGGUCUGUAUUUACUACCCAUUAGAAUAACUGGUCUAUAUUUACUACCCAUUAGAAUAACUGGUCUGUAUUUACUACCCGUUAGAAUAACUGGUCUGUAUUUACUACCCAUUAGAAUAACUGAUCUGUAUUUACUACCCAUUAGAAUAACUGGUCUGUAUUUACUACCCAUUAGAAUAACUGGUCUGUAUUUACUACCCGUUAGAAUAACUGAUCUGUAUUUACUACCCAUUAGAAUAACUGGUCUGUAUUUACUACCCAUUAGAAUAACUGGUCUGUAUUUACUACCCGUUAGAAUAACUGGUCUGUAUUUACUACCCGUUAGAAUAACUGAUCUGUAUUUACUACCCAUUAGAAUAACUGGUCUGUAG
Lottia gigantea (owl limpet) is the source of this 543-nucleotide messenger RNA. RefSeq lists its product as hypothetical. The record is from RefSeq and is a predicted model, not a curated record. The annotation marks the transcript as partial. NCBI's taxonomy places the organism in Eukaryota, Metazoa, Mollusca, Gastropoda, Lottiidae. The transcript has a single exon.